CCCAGAACCCUGAGCGCACCCCAGAGCCCCCGCAGAACCCCCCAGCCCCUUCCCCACUGCCCGAGAGCCCCCCGGACGCGGCGGAGGAGGACCCUGAGCUGGUGGUGGACAUGGAGAUCUUCGUGGACACGCUGCGCAACAUGGAGCCCUCAGAGAUGCGGAAGGCACCCAAGGCUCCUCGCCAGCCCCGGCCCUCGGCGCUGGGUCGCUGCGCGGCGCUGCCGCCCAUCCACGAGGACCGCGUGGCCCCGCGCGCCCCCGUCUCGCUGCCCGACGCCCUGCGGGAGCUGCUGGCGAGGGGCGGCGGGGGGCGGCGGGCAGAGUCCCCCCCGGAGAGCUCCAGGAGCCUCAAGGAGGAGGAGGAAGAGGAGGAGGAGGAGAUCGAGAACCCCUACCUGAGCCCUGGGGAGAGGGCGUCGCGGGGGUCUCGCCGUGGCACCGGGGAGCUGGACACGCUCCGGGGGGGACCCAAGCUGGAGGGAGCAGAGGAGAGAAGCAAAGCGGCGCCGGGCAGGGCGGCGGGGGAGCGGAGCGUGCUGUUCCGAGGGAACGUCCUGAAGGGCAUGGCGCUGCUCUCCGAUUUCCUGGAGCACCGGGCAGCCGCGGCGGACGAGGCCAAGCCCUACUCGCGCCUGGACAACAGCGUGCUCUACAGCCGCUUCGUCGCCCCCACCCCACCCUACAGGGAGCAGCAGGACCAGAGCUCGCCCCCCACUGAGCACCACGGCACUGAGGUGGCCGAGCUGCAAGCCCCAAGUCCUGGUCACAUCCAGCCUGUCACCGAAGAGCCGGAGAGCACCACGGAGCCGUGCCCCGCUGAUGUGCCGCAGGAGGACGAGGAGAGCUUCGAGAAGAUCAACACGAGACCCGGCAAGAUCAUCCUCUUCUCCGAGGCCAGCUUCACGGGACACAGGAGGGAGAUUUGGGGUGAUGUCCCCGAUGCCACGUCCUGGGAGCUCUCGCACACCAUCUCCAUCAGGGUCAUCCGCGGCGGGUGGGUGAUGUACGAGAAGCCGCGGUUCCAUGGGCGCAAGUGCGUGCUGGCGGAGGGGGACGUGGAGAUCGACAACCCCUGGACAGCCUACGGGCAGGGCACGGAGCCCCGCGGCGGCCGCCCCUUCCGCAUCGGCUCCUUCAAGAGGGUGGUGCGGGACUACCGCACCCCUGAGAUCAGCCUGUUUGCGGAGGAGAACGGCGAGGGCGCCCGGCUGAAGUUCACCGACUCGGCCGAGGACACGCGCGCGGGCGGCCAGGCGCUCGCCGCCUCCUCCAUCAUCGUCCACUCGGGCCUCUGGCUGGUUUACUCCAAGCCCUUCUUCGACGACGACCCCUACGUCCUGGAGCCGGGCGGGUACCCCAACUUAAAGGCGUGGGGAGCGAAGGAUCCGGCCAUCUGCUCCCUGCACCCCAUCCGGCUGGGCUGCCCCGUGGUGGAGCGUCCCGGCGAGCCGCAGGUGCUGAUCUACGAGGCCGCGGGCUUCCAGGGCCGCAGCUCCGCCGUCAACCGAGAUAUCUACGACCUGAGGAACCUGCCCGGGCUGGCGCUGCCCACCCUGGGCUCCCUGCGCGUCCUGGGCGGCUGCUGGGUUGGCUACGAGAAGGAGGGCUUCCGAGGCCACCAGUACCUGCUGGAGGAAGGGGAGUACCACGACUGGAGGCAGUGGGGCGGCUACAACAAGGAGCUGGUGUCCUUACGGCUCAUACGGACGGACUUCUCCGACCCGGCGCUGGUGCUCUUCGAGGCCAUGGACUUCGAGGAGGGUCCCAGCGUGGAGCUGAGCGAGGCGCUCCCCGACACGCAGCUGGCCGGCUACGGCACCGUCACGCAGUCCAUCCACGUGCUGAGCGGCGUGUGGGUGGCCUACGAGGGCCCCAACUUUUCGGGCGAGCAGUACAUCCUGGAGAAGGGGGUGUACCGCAACUGCGAGGACUGGGGCGCUGCCGACUGCCGCAUCGCCUCAGCGCAGCCCAUCCUGCAGGUUGGGGAGCGCAACCUGCACUUCGUCUCCAAGAUCCUGCUCUUCUCAGAGCCUGAUUUCCUGGGGGAGCACCUCGCCUUCGAGGAGGAGCAGGGCUCCCUGCCCGACGGCUUCGUGCCCCGCUCCUGCAGGGUCCGUGGGGGCAGCUGGAUCCUGUUCGAUGGCCGGGAGUUCUCCGGGGAGCAGCACGUGCUGUCCGAGGGCGAGUACCCGACGCUGGGCGCCAUGGGCUGCCUGUCCUCGGCCACCAUCUGCUCCCUGAAGAAGGUCCCGGUGUUUUUCUCGGAGCCCUCCAUCUUCCUGCACGGGCUGGAGUGCUUCGAGGGGAAGGAGAUCGAGCUGAACAGCGAGGUGCGGAGCCUCCAGGCGGAGGGCUUCAACAACCACGUGCUGUCGGUGCGGGUCAAGGGCGGGAUCUGGGUGCUGUGCGAGCACGGCGACUUCCGAGGCCGCCAGUGGCUGCUGGACUGCACCGAAAUCACCAACUGGCUGACAUACAGCGGGCUGCAGCACGUGGGGUCCCUCUACCCCAUCCGCCAGAGACGGAUUUAUUUCCGCAUCAGGAGCAAGGAGCUGGAGCUCUACCUGUCCGUCCCUGACGAUGUGGAGGAUAUGAAAGCCGGGCGCGUGGUGGUCUCCAGCCUGAGCGAGCAGAGCAGCUCGGUCUGGUACUACGAGGACGGGCUGCUCAAAAACCAGGUGGCCCCCACCAUGAGCCUGCAGGUGAUCGGGCCGGCUGCGAAGGGCUCCAAGGCCGUGCUCUGGUCCGAGACACGGAUGCCGCGUCAGACCUGGAGCAUCGAUGCCCAGGGACGGAUCCGCAGCCAGAUGUUUGAGGACAUGAUCCUCGACAUCAAGGGCGGCCGAUCGUACGACCGGGACCACGCCAUCAUUUGGGACGCGGCCGAGGAGCGACCCACGCAGAUUUGGGAUGUACAGGUGCUAUGAGGGGCGGCGAGGCCCCGGUGUCGAGAAGUGCCACGGGGCAGGACGGGGACACCAUCAGCGUCCCCACAGCAGUAGGGGGGCUGCCCCUGUCCCCCCGGACACCCCUCAGCCCCGGCUGCUGCUGUGAAGGACGCCCGCAACCACCUCCAUCACCAGGAGCCCUCCAGGACACGCUGCCGACCCCACGGGACGCCCUGGAGGGCAGACCCCUUCCCCACCCCAAUCCCUGUGAACUGUAUUUAUGUACGUGUGUAAGAUACGGCCCUCAGGGGGCCAGCCCUGCCUGAGUUUGGUUUCCUCGUCCUGGUGUUGGCCGCUGCCCGGCUCCCCCCACACCAGGGAGCUGCUCCCUCGCCCCCAUCCCCAUGCUUGGGGCCCGAUCCUGCUCCCUGGGUGCCCUCUAGUGUCCGAGGGCCCCACGCAGCGCCCAAAUCUGGGUUGGGAGAAGC
Molecule: messenger RNA, 3376 nt
Organism: Anas platyrhynchos (mallard)
Lineage: Eukaryota; Metazoa; Chordata; Aves; Anseriformes; Anatidae
Gene: CRYBG2
Product: crystallin beta-gamma domain containing 2
Source: RefSeq, a predicted model, not a curated record